GUUGUGUUUAUGGCUCUUUUUGGAGUGCAUGUGGCUGUCUGUCGCUGUGAGCUCUUCCCAGGCGGGGUUACACUACCUGUGUGGGGAGGAAGGGGUGCAGCUUCGUAUAACUCCUGCAUAUCUGGGGCCCAAUGUAACCUUUCAAGUCCGAGAUGAGUUCGGGAUGGGAUAUACUAUCUCAGGCUGUCUCGCUAGCUGCCUGCUUUCAUCUCGUGACGUCAAUGGAGAGAUUGUCUUUUAUUCCCCAUACAAUGUUUGUCUCUCUGCUCACAAGGGUUCAAUAUGGAAGCUCCGUUUAAGAUUGUUUGGGACUAAAAAAACGGAGGAUUUAGACCUUGUGUGCCCCAAGCCUAAAAUCAUAAAGCCCAGAGUAAUUUCCCGUACCCAGAAGCCAAAGACUUUCAGGAAUACCUCUGUAUCAGUUGUGCCUAGCAACUUUGCUGGGCCUACAAACCAAACCUUAUUUUUGAAUACUAUAGUAACUGGAGAAACUGUGACAUUGGGGAGAACCAUUUCACACCAUGAAAAAACACCGAAGGAAUUUUCAUCUUCGGGACUGUCCCAAUUACAGACAGAAAUCCUUCCCACCCAGAACCCCCAGUGGAAUUUGACAACCAAAUCUGUUGCCUAUGUCACAGACUCUGGAAUGGUUUCAUCCAUGCACUUAACACACAAAAUGCCUGCUGUCUCCACACUGCAAACCGGAAACAUGGGACUUCUGUCUCCUGCUCAGUGUCUUGUGUCCUCAGACAAGGUGCCUUGCCUGGAUAGUACAGCAUCUUAUGAUAGAUGCAUCCACUCACGCUGCUGUUAUGACCCUCAGGAUGCCCGGACUCCUUGUUAUCAUGGACAUACAGUAUCUUUGCAGUGCUAUUCUGAUGGACGUUUCCGCCUGGUUAUCUCGCGACAUGUAACUCAUCCUCCCCUUGUGUUGGCUUCUGUCGUUCUGAGACCUUCAGGGUGCCCUUCACACACCUUCAGAAAUGGUCAAUUCUUGGAAUUCAGAGGCCAUCUGGAACAGUGCAGCACACACAGGUUUUUGGAAGGUAAACUUGUAUAUGAGUUUUCUCUAUUGGCAAGCCAGAAUAUUCUGUUCUCCUCAAAAGGAUCUAUCACCCGCGACACAACUGUUACUUUACUGUCCUGGUGCACAUACCCCAGCACUGUGUCAAAGUCUCUUGUCCCAGUUGUGGAAUCUCCAGUUCCUGUUGCAUCUGUGACAAAGAUCUCUGGACUAAAUCUUGAGCUGCGCAUUUCUAAAGACUUUUCUUACACCUCAUUUUUUUCACCUCUGGACUUUCCUUUGCGGGUACCUCUAGCCAACCUUAUUUUUUUAGAGGUGCGACUUAUUCACCCUUAUGAUCCCAGGCUGCAUCUUCAUCUGCACGAUUGCUGGGGAGCUCCAACUCUGAACCCCACCUCAGAAGUACAGUGGCCCCUUUUACACAAUGGGUGUCCAUUUGCUGGAGAUGACAAAUUAACCCAAUUAUUACCUGUUCCUUACCCUCCAAAUCGACAGCAUUUUGCGGUUUAUGCCUUUGCUUUCCUUGGACAUCCAAACAAAACACAGGUGUAUUUUUUCUGCAGUGUCUCUGUCUGCUUGCCUUCCUUUUCGAAUCCCUGCCACUCAAACUGUAACACUCUAUCGCGCAGUCAGCGUUCUCAAUCUGAUGUUUCAUUGCACCUGGUAAACUCCCCUGGUCCCUUCAUCAUCCAGCAAGAGACCAGAAAGUACAGUGCAAACAACAAUUCCCGGCUGUCUAUAAAUAUAUUUCUUGUGUUCUUCUAUUCAGCUGUUUUAUAUCUAGUGUUCCAUUCUUGACUGUCCUAAUUUCCUAACCAGUAUGUUUUUGUUCAUAUGUGCCUUGUUAGUUGUAUCACUGCUUAUUUUUGUGUACCACACUGGUGAUGGUUACCUUUUAG
Molecule: messenger RNA, 1923 nt
Organism: Pelobates fuscus (common spadefoot toad)
Lineage: Eukaryota; Metazoa; Chordata; Amphibia; Anura; Pelobatidae
Product: zona pellucida sperm-binding protein 4-like
Exons: 11
Coding region: 29-1822 (597 amino acids)
Biological process (GO): binding of sperm to zona pellucida; prevention of polyspermy
Cellular component (GO): egg coat
Molecular function (GO): structural constituent of egg coat; acrosin binding
Source: RefSeq, a predicted model, not a curated record